This is a messenger RNA of Papilio machaon (common yellow swallowtail), 2521 nucleotides long. It is a transcript of the gene Elp2, whose product is annotated as probable elongator complex protein 2. The transcript is spliced from 12 exons. The coding region runs from base 99 to 2450 and encodes 783 amino acids. Gene Ontology annotation, biological process: tRNA wobble uridine modification. The record is from RefSeq and is a predicted model, not a curated record. Gene Ontology annotation, cellular component: elongator holoenzyme complex. NCBI's taxonomy places the organism in Eukaryota, Metazoa, Arthropoda, Insecta, Lepidoptera, Papilionidae. Gene Ontology annotation, molecular function: protein binding.
GUCAAAUUACGAAAACAUGUCAAUAUAACCUUAAAUAUUUCAAUUUAAAAGGAUAAAAUUUACAAGAGGCAUUGAGUUUUUUGUUAAAAGCGUUCGAUAUGAAAGUAAACAUUGAACAGAUUUACACUUCGGUUGCAUGUAAUCGUAUUCCAGAAAUAGCUGAUUGGAAUAAUGAAGGUAUUGUUUGCUUCGGAGCUACAAACGCUGUUGUUGUUUACGAUACGGGAGAAAAAGGAGAAAAUCCACUGAAAGUUUUCAGUCACCACAAAUCUAAAGUCAACUCAGUCAAAUGGAUAUAUAAAAAAGAUGGCACUUGUACCAAGUUUGUGUCUUGCUCAGCUGAUAAAACUGCUGCAAUAUGGAGCCUGGUGGACGGUAUCUGGAGGGUUACAAGUUCCCUGGUUGGCCACACAGAUGGCAUUACAUGUAUUCACAGUAUUUACACAAAUGAAGAAGAUCUGAUUGUGUACACUGGUUCAAUAGAUUCCACUGUUAAAGUGUGGGAGCAAUGUAAUGGUGUGGUAUCCCUAAAACAAACAAUAAAUUUAAAUUCCGGUUUAUGUUUGACAUUGCACGCACACAAGCUGCCAGUAGUUAAUCAGUCAGUUCUGUUCUGUGCCCUGGAUGACCAUAAGAUACACAUAUUUGCUGGAGAGGAUUAUCAUAGAGUACAUGUACUGGUUGGACAUGAGGAUUGGGUUCGAGGACUAGAUGUGUUAGAUGUUGAUGAGAGUUCAGUGUUAUUGGCAUCUGCAUCACAAGACACAUAUAUACGUUUGUGGCGGAUCCAUUUGCAUACAGAAGUGGAGACCACAACCGAGAUACGAGUUGAACAGAAACUCUUCCAUGCUUAUGGAAAGGAUUGGUCAGUGAAGUUGGAAGCAAUAUUGGCUGGACACGAAGGCUGGGUGUAUGGAGUGCAGUGGCAUCCAACGAGAUAUGAUACAAAUACCAAAAGAAAUGUCCCAGUAUACAGACUAUUGUCAUCAUCUCUUGACAAAACUCUAAUAAUUUGGGAGCCAGAAUGUUCAGAGUUGGGUGAAGGGGCGUGGGUGGAGAAGGUCCGCGUAGGGGAGGUGGGGGGCAACGGGUUGGGCUUCUACGGCAGUCGUUUCGGCCCCAACGGCAAAUCUUUUCUUGGACAUGGCUAUAAUGGAUCUUUUCACAUUUGGACAUUGAAUGAGGAGACAAGUCAAUGGGAGCCUCGUGUGGUGUGCGGAGGUCACUUCGGCAGCGUGGAGGACGCGCAUUGGGAGCCUGAUCGUGGACGGUACCUGCUCAGCGUCAGCACAGACCAGACCACAAGACUGCAUGCGCCCUGGACUAAACCAGAUGGUGUCGUGGAGUGGCACGAGGUGGCGAGGCCGCAGGUUCACGGCUACGACCUGGCCUCCAUAGCUCCCCUCACUGCCACCACCUUCGCUUCCGCCGCAGAGGAGAAGGUCAUCAGGGUGUUCCAGGCUCCUCACAACUUUCUGCAAAACUUUCAUAAUAUUGUCGGCGAAAAGUUGGUAGAAGAGGAAAUUGGUGGUCCCGAAGGAGCUUCGGUGCCUUCCCUGGGACUAUCUAACAAGGCGGUGUUCAACGGCGAGGACGGUGACACCGGGAAUAAAGACGACAAUGACGGUUACUUCGUUCCUGUACAUUUGAACGCGCCCCCUAGCGAGGAGAUGCUGAUGCAGAACACGCUGUGGCCGGAGCGACGCAAGUUGUACGGUCAUGGACACGAGGUGUUCGCGCUGGCUGCCGCGCCUGAUGCGCGUCUGCUCGCCUCCGCCGCGCGCGCCAAUGCACAGGAACACGCCGCUGUACUCAUAUGGGAAACAACGAACUGGCAACAAAUACAGAAGCUGGUAUCUCAUACAUUGACCGUGACUCAGUUAGCGUUCUCACCGGACAGUCAACAGUUGCUAUCAGUAUCCCGCGACCGAAAGUGGACCUUAUACCAAAGGCAGCAAGGCACAGAUAUGUUUGAAAUAUCCGCGUGCACGGGCAAGAGUAACGGCGUUCAUACCAGGAUCAUCUGGUGCUGCGCCUGGGCUCAAGAUGGGGCGGUAUUUGCUACUGGAUCUAGGGAUGGCAAGGUGUGUGUUUGGCACAAAACGAAUCAAUUGAGCUCCACAUCAUUGAAGUACCACAGCCUUUGCGGCAAACCAUUGGAACUAGCUAACACAUCUGUGACGGCAAUCGAUUUUGUGCCCUUUACUGUUGACAAGCAGUGGGUACUUGCUACUGGUUUUGAAUCUGGUGUUAUCAGGAUAUACAGCUUUUGUAUCGACGGAUGGAGCUUGUUACAAGAAUUGGAUAAUAGCGCUGCUCAUCACUUAACCGUUAAAAGGCUAAUGUUCAAUCCUAAAAUGACGGAAAGUGAAUCCAGCAAGAGGGCGCUACUGGCGAGCUGUGGAAGUGACAACUUUGUAAGGAUACAUGGUGUUAAUAUAUCAAUAUAACAAUAAAUAUAUACUUUGUUAAUAUGUUCUCAUUUAUUUCUUAGUAAUAUGAUAAAUAGAAUACGAUAGCA